AUGAGCCUAAAUAAGCGCGCUGUGAGUGCGCAAGAUGUGUGGCGCAGUGAACGAGAAGGUACAGGCCUUUCCCGUGUCUCGUCCGAAUACGAUGCCAUCCCUACCGAUGUCCAAGCGCGGCUGCAAAGCAUGAGCUGGCGCAUUCGAUCUAACGUGAACCGCGGCUACCAGCCUGGUACAGGCCCGCACUUUCGCAAUGCCUUGCAAACAGAGACAUUCCGCUCAUCACAAGAUACGCUCUCUGACGUGAAGAAAAACUAUACGCAAUGGGGCCGCACAGCCAGCGUCCCCAAUGGCGCCUUACGUGGUCACGUAGCUACGUCGAUGCCGCCGCCCGCGGCAGCGCCUAGCAUGAUAUCGCGUUGGUCGUCGGACACCGAUACAGUAAAUACGUCGUUCGAUACAACUGCGUCCUCCCUCAACUUGAAACGCGGUAUGGCGGAAGAAGAUAGCGACGCGAUCUUAGCAGGGGCGUUUGAGGACGACGACGGUGAUAACGCACCGCCCAUGCUGGACGAUGCCUGGGCGACGCGGCCCGUUCGACCCCUCCCUGCGCGCCAAGGUCUUCGGCCUACAAUGUCGAUGCCACCGAUGCACAGCCUUGACCAUAUGCAAGUUGCCAUGCCAGGUCCGACGGUGGAAAUGGAAGAGGCUACGGAGGGCGCAGAGCCUUUCCGACGCAUUGACUUUUCUUCGUUUGCGUCGCAAACCGACGGCUUUUGA
Messenger RNA from Malassezia pachydermatis, 723 nucleotides. RefSeq lists its product as hypothetical. The coding region runs from base 1 to 723 and encodes 240 amino acids. The transcript is spliced from 2 exons. The record is from RefSeq and is a predicted model, not a curated record. NCBI's taxonomy places the organism in Eukaryota, Fungi, Basidiomycota, Malasseziomycetes, Malasseziales, Malasseziaceae.